Messenger RNA from Opisthorchis viverrini, 642 nucleotides. RefSeq lists its product as hypothetical. The transcript has 4 exons. Lineage: Eukaryota; Metazoa; Platyhelminthes; Trematoda; Opisthorchiida; Opisthorchiidae. The coding region runs from base 1 to 642 and encodes 213 amino acids. The record is from RefSeq and is a predicted model, not a curated record.
AUGAUACCCACCACUGCAGAUUCUACCGCGGUGGCCUUUGGACCGCCAAAGGUGCGCAGCCGGAUGCAGUUGGAAAAUGGUGAAGCGUUAGUUCAGCUACUGUGCCUACGUCAUGAAUUCUUGUUUCUGACACACAGAACACAAUGCCAAAUAGUGAACAUUAGUGUCAGCAUUGAUGUUAUUGCCUCUGAUGAUGAUGGUGUUGUUCUUUCCUCUUCUCAGCUGGCUGGGGGCGAGAUGGCUCAGUGGUUAAAGCGCAAAUUUACUGACCAGAAGAUCCGCGGUUCGAACCUGACCUUUGCCUCUCGACUUCCGCUGUCUGGGCUUUGCCUGUCAGUAUCCCAGCCCUCGGGCUUUCUUUGGGUAGCAUGGCAGUUAGGCACUGAAUGGGUGUUACAGCUGAGCGACCUCUUCUCAGCCGGCAGUUUAUCAUCUCGUCACAAGGGAACCGUCGGGAUAGUAGUUGCAGGCGCCGAGCUGGAGAUACCUCAGCUACUAAAAUGUGAAAGUAUGACCAGAAUUUCCGCGGUCAUCACUUCCACCGUCAGUGUAAUAAUAGAAAAGAUCUAUACGGCCUUCCUUCAACUCAGUCAUCUGUGGAUCCUGCAUAACAUCAGACUGUCAAUGAAGGACAGAGUGUAG